AUGGAUUAACAGUAUGCAAAUUUGGAUUAUUUUUAGUACUUCAGAACUGGUCUACUGCCACUGUUGCUUCAGCUGAGGGUCUGAGAACUCUUCUGCUUUGCUGCUAGAAUAACAAACAUGUAGAAAAACAAACCCAAGGCCAAGCUGCCGACAGACAACUUCAGCAUCUGCAUCAUCCCACUGGUCAUCACAGACUGUGCCCCACUGGCCACCAUGGUAAACUUCCACUCUUCCUUCAUGGGCAUUGCUUCCACCAGCCAGCCGGAUCGGAGUGAAGACAGGGCCUGGCAGCAAACGCAGGAUAUAGAACAGAUGGAAAACCUGAAAGUAAAGUGAGUUCCUUUAUGCUCCACUCUCACUAGCUGAAAAAGGUUACACAUACAAGGAGGAGCUACAUGUGACAGCAGCUGCCAUUUUUUGAGGACAUGUCCCAUCUUGCCAGGUGUCUUUUUCACAUAACAGUAUAUCUUCUUCAUCACCACGACAACGCACUUCACUCCAGAAAACAGGAAUAAGGCCUAAUCCAGAAAAGGGUUUCCUAAUGACGGUGGAAGAACUUAGUCAUGUACACACAGCAAAACACACAAGAGGAUUGCUAAAGCGGAAGUUUCUAAAGGAUCAGAAGAUUAAGCAAAACAUGAAGGUUAACCUACGAAUAACCACUCUGGAUACUGGAAUUAGAUAUAAAGGAUGUACUUUAGAAAAACGGACCAGGUGCUGAAGUGGUCACAGAUGUGACACGGCCUGAGCCGGGUGUCGCCUCAGAGGUGGUCCAUGCCCUGCGGCGCCUGAGUGAACGUGAACCUGACAUCUACACCUGAACAUCGCCGGCAUCCCUCGGGAACGGGCGGUGCGCUGGCGCCGGGAUUUCCCUGCGGAUCUGUGCCCUGCAGUGCCUGAGUGAACGUGAACCUGACAUCUACACCUGACCAUCGCCAGCAUCCCUCGGGAACGGGCGGUGGAUGCUGGCACCGGGAUUUCCCUGCGGGAACUGACGGAAGUGACGCGCGGCCGGGAAGUGACGGCGGCGGCGGCGGCAGCGCGGGGCCGGUGCGGGCCAUGAACAGCCGCCUGCAGGAGAUCCGCGAGCGGCAGAAGCUCCGCCGCCAGCUCCUGGCGCAGCAGCUGGGGGCCGAGAACGCGGACAGCAUCGGUGCCGUGCUCAACAGCAAGGAUGAGCAGCGGGAGAUCGCGGAAACCAGGGAGACCUGCAGGGCUGCUUAUGAUACUUCUGCACCAAAUGCAAAACGUAAAUAUCCAGAUGAGGGAGAAGCUGAUGAGGAAGAGAUUGAAGAAUAUAAGGAUGAAGUAGAGCUGCAGCAAGAUGAAGAAAACCUGCCCUAUGAAGAAGAGAUUUACAAAGAUUCCAGUACCUUUCUUAAGGGCACUCAGAGCUUAAAUCCACACAACGAUUACUGCCAGCACUUUGUGGAUACAGGACACAGACCCCAGAACUUCAUCAGAGAUGUUGGCUUAGCAGAUAGGUUUGAAGAAUAUCCAAAACUUAGAGAGCUCAUCAGAUUGAAGGAUGAGCUGAUAUCUAAAUCUAACACUCCUCCCAUGUAUUUGCAAGCAGACUUGGAAGCCUUUGAUAUUAGGGAACUGAAGUCCAAAUUUGAUGUGAUUCUCCUGGAGCCACCAUUGGAAGAAUAUUACCGAGAGACUGGCAUCACUGCCAAUGAAAAAUGCUGGACCUGGGAUGACAUCAUGAAAUUGGAAAUAGAAGAAAUUGCAGCCCCAAGGUCAUUUGUGUUUCUGUGGUGCGGCUCGGGCGAGGGUCUGGAUCUCGGCCGAGUGUGUCUGCGCAAAUGGGGUUACAGAAGAUGUGAAGACAUUUGCUGGAUUAAAACAAAUAAGAACAACCCUGGCAAGACCAAGACUCUAGACCCCAAGGCUGUCUUCCAAAGAACCAAGGAGCACUGCCUCAUGGGCAUCAAGGGCACCGUGCGCCGCAGCACCGACGGAGACUUCAUCCACGCCAACGUUGACAUCGACCUCAUCAUCACUGAGGAGCCUGAAAUCGGCAACAUAGAGAAACCUGUGGAGAUUUUUCACAUUAUUGAGCAUUUCUGCCUCGGGCGACGGCGGCUUCACCUCUUUGGGAGAGACAGCACUAUUCGACCAGGUUGGCUGACAGUGGGACCCACCCUCACAAACAGCAACUUCAACGCAGAAACGUACUCCUCGUAUUUCACGGCUCCCAAUUCCCACCUGACCGGCUGCACCGAGGAGAUCGAGAGGCUGCGGCCCAAGUCCCCGCCGCCCAAAUCCAAGUCCGACCGGGGUGGGGGUGCUCCCAGGGGAGGAGGAAGAGGAGGGACUUCGGCAGGACGGGGAGAAAGGGGCAGGGAGAGGAACAGAACCAACUUCCGUGGUGAGCGGGGAGGCUUCAGAGGGGGCCGUGGAGGGACCCAUCGAGGGGGCUUCCCCACCCGCUGAGGAGGUGACGGCUGCUUCCCCUGCCUACGCCUUGACUGGGAAUCUUUCCUGUAGUCUUGUUUUCCCUACAGUGAAAAACUUCCCCCUUCCUCUGGGGACUCAAGCUAGAUGACUUUUACAAUUGUUUAUGGUGCACACCGUUCCAGACAGUCGGCCUUGCAGUCUCAGCCCCUCACCUGGCCAUGUCCUGCACGGGCAGCACUGAGCUCAGAGCAGAGAGCACCAGCCCUUCACACCACGGGUAGGAUGGAAAUUACCCCCUUGCUCUCCACUUAGGAACCUUGCAAGCUGGAGACUUCUUUUUCAGCUUCAUUUUCUCCAAAACAUGGAUUCCUCCUCCAUCGGAGGUUUGGGUUUGGAUUGACUUGCAUUAAUAUAAUGAAGUGGCCAUGAGAUGCAGUUCUGAAUUGCAUGGCCACGGCAGACUUGCUGUCCUAUGGAAGAAAAAGUGCUGUGUCUGUAUUGACACCUAUUUUAACUUCUCUGAAACCAAGGAGCAAAUGAAAUAAAUAGAAUUCUAUUUUUUCUUAUUUGGUUUGAACUUCCCAAAUUAUUCCUGGGAAUAGGAAAAGGUUAAUUUUUAAUUUGUGGUGUAUACGCACUCACGUAUCGUGUCAAUAGUGGGGACAGUGGUAAUUCUGUGCAGCCAUGUGUUGUCCUUCCUGGAAAGCACCGAGUAGUGCAUUUAUGUGCAGCCCAGAAGUUGUGCACAGGUCUGGGCUGCUCCUUGAGUGGGGAUUUUCCCCCAGUGUGUGUCUGUAACACCUUGUCCCUUGGGAGGGAGAGCAGUGUCACUCACUGCAGAGUGGUCCCAGAGACCUUGCUGGAGGGAGGAUUGCACCCGGGAGGUGAUGUGAGUGUGUGAUUCCUGAAACAGGGAACACUGAGGGAACUGAGUGCUGCCUUUCCCUGCGAGUGUUGCACACAUUUGAGAAUGGCUGUUGCCGAUCCAGUGCAGUGUGGAAAGAAAGUGACCCCCUUCCCUAGGUACAAUGUUCAUUUUUAGCAAAACCACAUCUCUGAGCUUCUUGUGCAGUUCUUGGUAGGCUGAUCAAACCUGGCUUUUGAUGUCUCAAUGUCUUAGGUGAGGGUUUUGGAAAACUGGCAUUUAAGUCUGAAUGUUUCUCCCAAAGCCCAGCUUUUAAAUGACUGUCCUGUAAAGUAGUGGAUUAUUAAACAUGUUUAUCAAA
Camarhynchus parvulus is the source of this 3629-nucleotide messenger RNA. It is a transcript of the gene METTL14, whose product is annotated as methyltransferase like 14. Bases 1060 to 2439 code for a protein of 459 amino acids. Gene Ontology annotation, molecular function: mRNA binding. Lineage: Eukaryota; Metazoa; Chordata; Aves; Passeriformes; Thraupidae. The transcript is spliced from 16 exons. Gene Ontology annotation, cellular component: nucleus; RNA N6-methyladenosine methyltransferase complex. The record is from RefSeq and is a predicted model, not a curated record.